Molecule: messenger RNA, 1182 nt
Organism: Eruca vesicaria subsp. sativa (arugula)
Lineage: Eukaryota; Viridiplantae; Streptophyta; Magnoliopsida; Brassicales; Brassicaceae
Source: the annotation of a GenBank genome assembly
AUGCAAGUGAAAGGUAUAGAAAAGUCUGAGAACAAAGGUUAUGAAAUAAUUGGUAGUCUUGUUCGUGCAUCCUUGUUGAUGGAUCGUCAUGGAACUAAGAGUGUGUGUAUGCAUGAUGUUGUUCAUGAAAUGGCCUUGUGGAUUGCAUCUGAUUUGGGAAAACAAAAAGAGGCAUUCAUCGUGGGUGCCGGCGCUGGGUUAGGUGAAAUGCCAAAGGUGAAGAAUUGGGAAGUGGUGAAAAGAAUGUCAUUGUGUGAGGAUGGCAUCUACAGGCUCUCUCGAAGUCCUAAAUGUCUCGAACUCAAAACUUUCCUCUUAAAAUCAGCGGGAGUACGAAGUAUCUCGAGUGAGUUCUUUGAAUACAUGCAAAAGCUAGUUGUUUUGGAUUUUUCUCAUAAUGGAGAUCUCUCGGAAUUGCCGAAUGGAAUAUCAAAACUAGUUUCCUUGCGAUAUCUCAACUUGUCAUGGACGCGUAUACGUGCUUUGCGCAUGGAUCUGCUGCAAGCGUUGGAAAAUCUAAUUCACUUGGAUUUGAGGGAAACACAUGAACUUUGGAGUAUUGCUGGGAUGUCACGUCUGCAUAAUUUGAAAAUACUGAAAUUAUCGUACUCUUACUUUUCAUGGGACAGCUACACAGUGGAAGAGUUGGAAACUUUGGAGCAUUUAGAAAUUCUAACCAUGGGAUUCAUGAUAACUCAAAGCUUGGAGCAUUUUUUGAGAUCCCAUAAGCUGAUGAGCUGUACACGGUCUAUAGAGUUCUGGGAUUCGAGGGGUUUGUCAGAUAAGCGGGAACCAUCUAACAUAUCACUUCCAGUAGCUAUGGAUAAGCUUCGAGAUUUCACCAUUCGGGAUUGCAGUAUCUCUGAGAUAAAGAUGGAAAAUCCAAGAAGCCAUGACAAAAUCUUCUUGAACCUCUCCUUCGUGGAGAUAGUUGGCUGCGAUCGCUUGACAGAACUGACGUUGCUGAUGUUCGCUCCAAAUCUUAGAAGUCUUUCUGUUGUACAAGCAUAUAACCUUGAAGAUAUAAUAAACAAAGAGAAAGGUCGGGAAGGUGACCAAUCAGGGAUUGUUCCUUUUCAAAUCUUUAGCUGGAUAAUCUACGGGAGCUUAAGAAUAUCUGUUGGAAUACUCUACCUCUCCCGUAUCUACAAAAAAUCCAUGUAUCAGGAUGUCCAAAUCUGA